Tachyglossus aculeatus (Australian echidna) is the source of this 1967-nucleotide messenger RNA. RefSeq names its product phosphoserine phosphatase (gene PSPH). NCBI's taxonomy places the organism in Eukaryota, Metazoa, Chordata, Mammalia, Monotremata, Tachyglossidae. Gene Ontology annotation, cellular component: cytoplasm. Gene Ontology annotation, molecular function: L-phosphoserine phosphatase activity; magnesium ion binding. Gene Ontology annotation, biological process: L-serine biosynthetic process; dephosphorylation. The transcript is spliced from 6 exons. The record is from RefSeq and is a predicted model, not a curated record. Bases 105 to 794 code for a protein of 229 amino acids.
GACGUCGAGGCAGGCUCGGCCCAUCCGGCCCCGCACAAUGUGACCGGCGGCCAAGACAGCGCCGGAGGCAGCACCGCCCACAGCUGCACGCGGAGGAGGAUAGGAUGGUCUCCCACUCGGAACUGAGGGAACUCUUUGGCUCCGCAGAUGCGGUUUGCUUUGACGUGGAUAGCACCGUAAUCAGGGAAGAAGGAAUCGAUGAACUGGCCAAGUUCUGCGGCGUUGGGGACGCCGUGUCCGAAAUGACGCGGAGAGCGAUGGGCGGCUCGGUGCCGUUCAGAACCGCCCUGACCCAGCGAUUGGCCCUGAUCCAGCCUUCCAGGGACCAGGUGCAGAAACUGCUAUCCGACAGCCCCCCACAGCUCACUCCCGGAAUAAGGGAGCUGGUGGGCCACCUGCAGCAACACGGUGUCCAGGUCUUCCUGGUGUCCGGCGGGUUUCGAGGCAUCGUGGAACACGUCGCUUCGCGGCUCGGUAUCCCAGCCCACAAUGUAUUUGCCAACAGACUGAAGUUCUACUUCAAUGGUGACUACGCCGGCUUUGACGAAACCCAGCCUACGGCAGAGUCCGGGGGAAAAGGCAAGGUCAUCCAUCUCUUGAAGGAGAAGUUUCACUUUAAGAAGGUGGUGAUGGUGGGGGAUGGAGUCACGGACAUGGAAGCCUGCCCUCCGGCGGAUGCUUUCGUCGGCUUCGGCGGCAACGUGGUCAGGCAGCAAGUGAAGGAAAAUGCCAAGUGGUUCAUCACAGACUUUGUGGAACUCCUUAGAGAGCUGGAAAGGGGACGCCGGCCUUAAUACACUUGAAUCUAUUCGGGGCCGCCCGCCAGAACUCAACUCUGUAGAUUGAUAUCGUUUGCCUAAGCUCACCCGCGGCAUUUUCUCUGUCGAAAUGCGAGGCAGGCGCCUGCUUGUCUGGGGAAAUCCUGGGUAGGGCUCCGAGCGGGCCCCUCUCCUCCCCUCCUUGGUGCUUCACGGGGGUUUUGCCCACCCAUUCGGGCAUUUUUCUAGGCCAAACUCCCCAGAUCUUUUUGUAACUGCUGUUCUAGCCUUCCCCAAGGCUGGGAGUAAGAUAAAGGUGUUUUCGCUCUGGUAGCUCUGGAUUAAGUCAAAGGAAAUCCCUCUUUUUCGCCAAUACCCAACCUAGGUAAAGGAUUGCCCAUAUCUGAAAAUCCCAGUGCCCAUAGGCGGCGGACCAUUGAGCCGGGAUGGUGGCCUUCCCAAUGCUCCAGUUGUGUUUCUCCAACAAGGUGUUUCUGGCAACAAUGCAGUAAGUGGCCCAAAAAGAUUAAAACAACAGGAAGCGAAGAGUACGAAUGCUACUGUCAAGUGAGACUCCCAUGGCAACCACCAUCACCUCAACUACUUCCAUCACCUCCUCACCUCCAUCGCUUCCCUCAGCACUGUCAACAUCACCACCACUACCUCCACCACCAUCAUCAUCAUCUUCAUCAACAUCACCACCCUCACCUUCCUCUCCUCCAUUAACAUCACUAUCGUCACCUUCCUCCAUCACCAUGACCACUACUACCUCCGUCACCACCAUAAGCACUGGGUGAGCAUCUACUCCCUGAACAUCACAGUACCACGUACUGGGGAAACUGCAGAAAGGAGCAAUCCCUGGCGAAAUUUUGCUAGGAGGGACUGAACAAUGGAGUAGGUGGCCUUUUGCCCCCAUAGAAAGUUCAUGGAAAUGGUUCAAAAAGUCUCAACUCCAGAAUAGCAGAACCCCAAACGAGAGCAGCACUGAUCUUUAAAAACACUAUCGUCAGAUCAAAAUAAUUCUUAGAAACCCAAGUUAAAGGUCAGAAAUAUUUUACCCUUUUACAACUGAAACCAUUCCUAACAAACGGCAUUGAUACCAAGUAGGCUUCAGACAAAGGCUUGAAAAGAUGUGAAAUUUACAUUUCCUUUUGUUCUGAGCCAAGCCAGGGAAAAGGAAAUAGCAGAAGACUCCAUUUGAUCACAAGC